GGCUCUAUCGCACUCUUCAUGGCGUCUGGUCGAAGGCUAAAGACAGGUCGCAAGCUGACAAACGGACAGGCCAGUUGACUCCAACGGUUCUCUUUAGUGUGUGUGUGUGCUCUCUCUGUGACGUCAUGGAGGUGGAGAGAGUCCGGGUGGACGGCGAGAGGUCUCUGACGACACUGAGGUUCGAGGCUGCGGUCAAAGUGAUCAAGAGUUUGGCCCCGGAUGGUCCCUUUCAGCCCUCCAAUGACAUGAUGCUCAAGUUCUACAGUUACUAUAAACAGUCCACUGUGGGAGCGUGCAAUAUACCACGACCUGGCUUCUGGGAUGCAGUCGGCAAAGCAAAAUGGGAUGCAUGGAAUUCUCUUGGAGACAUGUCAAAAGAAAAAGCAAUGGCAGCCUAUGUGGAUGAAAUGAAGCUGAUCCUCGAGGGUAUGCCCAUGACGGAGGAGGUGGAGGAGCUCCUGCGCGUCCUCGGCCCGUUCUACGAGCUGACGGAGGAGAAGAAAAAGAUCUCACAGAUAUCAGACCUGAGCUCAGGGUUUGGCACAAUGUUGAACUCAAUGCCAUCGAAGAGCAUCGCAAAGAGCAUCGUCAGAACGAUGGAAAUGAACGGCACCCUGGAGACUCAUCCUGCCAGGCUCAAAUCUAAGGAAGUGAAGGAAAAGUCAGAGGAGGAAGAAGAAGAAGAAGAGGAGGAGGAGGAAGAAGAAGAAGAAGAAGAAGAGGAGGAGGAGGAAGAAGAUGAGGAGGAGGAGGAGGGAGAAGUAGUGAUACGGGAGGUCAGAAAAGAAAAGAAAUCAGCAGCUUCACAGCCAAAGAAGAAGGGUUCAGCCAGGAGACACAAAGCGCCCCUGUCCAACGGUAAGGUGGCCAACGGGGUCACCCAACUGACCAACGGGAGUCAUUCCAGAUCCGCCCUGAACAACGGACACUCCCAGGAGGGUUCAGUGGGAGAGACUCUGCCCAAUGGUCACCACACGGAUCCCGGUGUCAAAGUGUCUGGUCCGAGCCACCUGGCCAGUGACUCAGACAGCGAAGUCUACUGCGAUUCUGUGGACCAGUUCGGCCAGGAAGAGAGCUCAGAGCAUAACCGCUCAAUGGACGACCUGGAAGACGAGGAGAACCACGUCCUGCCGCCUCUGGAGGAGCCACAGGAAGAUGAUCACGGUGCACCGCAGGGCAUCCGGUGUGGAGGAGAAGAUGGGGAGAACGGAGGAACGAUGUCACAGAGACAGAGACUGAAUGCAGACAAGCCGGACAGCUCUUUGGUCAGAAGAGGACGGGGCUCUCAUGGCCGCGGCUCUGAAUCUCUGAUGCCCGUGUACGGUGGUGGCGAUGGGGACGGGGACCGCUGGGGAGGAGCGGGGACGCCCGCUGGGAGCCUGAAUGAGCAGAUAGUGGUGGCGUUGGCGAGACUGCAGGAGGACAUGCAGAGCGUUCUGGAGAGGCUGCACACUCUGGAGGCUCUGACUGCUGGCCAGGCCAGAUCAAUGUCUCUGCCUCCAACUUAUCCAUCCACCCCGGUGAAUAAGAGGAGUCAGAAACCGUCCUGGUGGCCUUUCGACAUUUCUCCGACCAGUUUGGCCUUCGCCGUUAUUUGGCCAUUCGUGGUGCAGUGGCUUAUUCGCCUAUACCUGCAGAGGAGGAGAAGGCGGAUCAACUGAACCUGCUCUCACACAAACACCAAUGGACAUCGGCGAUAAAGAGGAGUCCUCUACAUGUCUUUGGUUGGGUUGCUAAUGGCUGUAACUCCCCCUUGCUUAGACUCACAGCCCAGUAAUUAGCUUUUGCACUAUGAAGAAGGAGCCGGAGAGUGAAAUGAGUAAGAGGGAAAAGACAACCUCUUAAGUGUGUUGUACUGUGGAUGUGGAAUCAAAUAGAAACGUGAAUGUAUGGAGCUCGCAGCUUGUUGUAAUACAAGCUUUUCAAGGGGAUGCCACUGUACUGGGAUCUUUGUCUCCGUCACGACUGGUUUGUGUAGAGAGAGGGGAUUUACAGAUGUGAUGUUUUCAGCGUGUUGAUCAACCUGAACUGCAGCAGCUUCUAAAUUACUUCCAUAACUAAGGCUGUGUUGCACAUAAAACUAGUCCUGAUACUUUGUUGUUUUGAGCGUAACGCUUGCUGUGGUUAUACAUUUUCACGAUUAUCUUAUCAUUAGUUGCCCAGAAAAUGCUGCUAUAACAAAAAAACUGUGUGUAGUUUAGAAGGGAGGAUUGAAUGUAAUUAUGUAUUGAUAUAUGAGAUUCUUUUAAAUUCUGAUAAUAAGUUGAUAUUUAUUGCUUUGAGCGAGUUAGAAGGAAGGCGUUAAUGGCCAGAUUUCAUCUGUAUAAAUGAAGUCAAAAGUGGCUGCUAAAUGUUGUGUAUAGGUUAGACGACCUUAUCGAUAUGUUUUAAUCACCUGUCCUGCUGCAUAUCAGUCUGUGCUUUAUGUCAAAGAAGUGCUCUCCAUUUUAAUUGUUUCCCAAAUAGAAGAAGUGCCUCAACAUCGUACGGCACUUGUACUGUAGGUGGCAUUAUGGUUUCUUACAUUCACAUAUUGUAGCAUAACAGUUCCAGUGCUGGACCAAAUCAACAUUAAUCAUACUACCUUAGUGAGCCAUGAAGUGAUGCGAAUCUCAGCUGUCUGAUUUUUAAUAUUUAACACGUGUCACUGUGUUGUUUACGCUGUCCUGAUUUUUCUCUAUUGUAUCAUUUUAAUGUGCGAUGUAAUAUGUUUGUACGAAUAUUGUGGAAAGAUUUUGUGUGAGUGAUAGUAAUCAUUAACGGUUUGCAAAGCAGUGAGAUGUAUGUAAAUUGUAUACAGUAGCUGUACAGUUCAGAUAAUAAUGCAGUAUUUUAAUUGCAUAUCCAUGUAUUAAUGAUAUAGAAUACUAUAUAAAUUACAAAUGUUUGCAUCUGCAAUAGCACUAAUAUUUCCAGAGCCAUUAUGUUUGAAUAAAAAAGUAAUUUACCUUUCUACUGAAAUGGGCUAAGGCUUUCUCACCGUCUCUGCCUGUGGACAGAGUGGUGUUUGCAUGUGAUAAUCCAA
Anoplopoma fimbria (sablefish) is the source of this 3025-nucleotide messenger RNA. It is a transcript of the gene acbd5a, whose product is annotated as acyl-CoA binding domain containing 5a. NCBI's taxonomy places the organism in Eukaryota, Metazoa, Chordata, Actinopteri, Perciformes, Anoplopomatidae. Gene Ontology annotation, biological process: autophagy of peroxisome; fatty acid metabolic process. The transcript is spliced from 13 exons. Bases 126 to 1661 code for a protein of 511 amino acids. Gene Ontology annotation, molecular function: fatty-acyl-CoA binding. The record is from RefSeq and is a predicted model, not a curated record. Gene Ontology annotation, cellular component: peroxisome.